Messenger RNA from Talaromyces rugulosus, 2490 nucleotides. RefSeq lists its product as uncharacterized. The record is from RefSeq and is a predicted model, not a curated record. NCBI's taxonomy places the organism in Eukaryota, Fungi, Ascomycota, Eurotiomycetes, Eurotiales, Trichocomaceae. Gene Ontology annotation, biological process: branched-chain amino acid catabolic process. The coding region runs from base 1 to 2490 and encodes 829 amino acids. The transcript has 7 exons. Gene Ontology annotation, molecular function: hydrolase activity; oxidoreductase activity, acting on the aldehyde or oxo group of donors, disulfide as acceptor.
AUGGCUUUUUCGCUCGCUGGCCGCUGCCUUGCCCGCUCCGCCCGUCGUCAUUGCGGCGGUAGGGUUUCUUCCAGUGUGAGAUGGAGCAGCUCCAUUUCACAGCGACCGGGGUCUGACCAUGUGCGCUUCCCCGGCGCUGUCGAUAGUAAAUUCACCUCCGACAUGUCGUUUUCGCGGCCGUCGAAUACGCCUGCGAUGGCUACGUACCGCGUGAUGGAUUCGGAUGGUGUUAUUGUUGAUAAAGCGCAUGAGCCUUCAGAUGUUCCCAACGAGCAGGUUCUGACGUGGUACAAGAAUAUGUUGACUGUUAAUAUAAUGGAUAUUAUCAUGUUUGAGGCACAGCGACAGGGUCGAUUAAGUUUCUACAUGGUUUCGGCCGGCGAAGAGGGAAUCGCUGUCGGGUCCGCAAGCGCGUUGACCGACGAUGACGUUCUCUUUUGCCAAUAUCGAGAAUCAGGUGUUUUCCAGCAGCGAGGAUUCACACUCAAACAAUUUAUGAGUCAAUUGUUUGCGAAUAAGGAUGACUCUGGUCAUGGGCGAAACAUGCCUGUGCACUAUGGCCUUGAAUAUCCCCGUAUAUACACGAUAUCUUCUCCUUUAGCAACCCAAAUCCCACAAGCUACUGGUGCGGCAUACGCCCUGAAAGUCCAAGCUCUACAAAACCCAAAUCGUCCAUCUCGCGUUGUCGCCUGCUACUUCGGUGAAGGAGCUGCUAGUGAAGGCGACUUUCAUGCGGCUCUAAAUAUGGCUGCAACUCGCUCGUGUCCAAUUGUUUUCAUCUGCCGAAACAAUGGCUUCGCAAUCUCAACACCGACUCUGGAGCAAUACCGUGGUGACGGUAUUGCCAGCCGUGGAAUUGGCUACGGCAUUGACACAAUCCGAGUGGACGGAAACGACAUUUUUGCUAUGCGUGAGGCGACCAAGGAAGCGCGACGUAUGGCUCUAGAAGAUGGCGGCCGGCCUGUGCUUGUUGAAGCUAUGAGUUACAGAGUCUCACACCACAGCACUAGUGACGACAGUUUCGCAUACCGUGCGAGGGUGGAAGUUGAGGACUGGAAGCGUCGAGACAACCCAAUCAUCCGUCUUCGUAAGUGGCUCGAAAACAAGGGUCUGUGGAACGAAGAAAUGGAGCAGCAGACACGAAAAGACUUGCGGGCCGAUAUACUUAAAGCUUUCAACGCUGCUGAGCGCGAGAAAAAGCCUGCCCUGAAGGAAAUGUUUGGUGAUGUUUAUGAGCAUUUGACGGAGGAGCAAGAAGCUCAGCGGGCUGAACUCAGGAAGCACUUGGAAAAAUACCCUGAGGAAUAUAACCUCAAUAGUUAUGACGGCGACUGGUUUAAAACACUUCAAGUCAUUUUCAUCCCGCCGUCUCCGACCAAGUUCUGUUCCUCGAAAAACGGUAUAAUGGAAAACCCUAACACUCUCGGCCCCAUCUCUGGCUCUGGUCCGGGAACCAUAUAUUUACGCCCUGAAUUGCGAGACCUUAAAAUCAUUGGGGUCGAGGAGCAUGUUGCUUUCCCCGAACUGUUGAAAUUGAUUCCUCGGGACGACUAUCUUGUUUCGACUUUCCAAACGGUCCUGAACAAUGGCGGAUUAGCAUACGCAGCUGGUCGACGCUCUGCAGGCGAACAACGGAUCAAAGACAUGGACGAAGGGCACAUUUCUUUUCAAGUUCUCAGCUUAUCGGGUGCAAUUGGUGUUAAUUUUAUGGCGCCUCAGCCUGGAUACGAACUCUCCGUCCAAAUCAACAAUAUUUUGAAAAAGGCUGUGGAAAAAUACCCAACUCGAUUUGCCGCUCUUGCCGAAUUGCCCAUGCAAGACCCAGAUCUAGCUGUCAUGGAACUGCAUAGAUGCAUCAAAAAAUUGGGAUUUGUGGGUGCGAUGAUGAGUGGCUCAAUCGGGGCGUCUGGGAGAUAUCUAGAUGGCCCAGAGUACGAUCCGGUCCUUGCUGCGUUUGAAGAGCUGGACGUCCCAUUGUAUCUGCAUCCCGGGGUAGUCCCCAAGCCCGUGAUGGAUACGUAUUACAGUUUUCCAGAAAAACCUCUUCUGUCGGCAACCUUUGCACAUAUGGGCUGGGGUUGGCAUAAUGAGGUUGCUAUCCAUCUCCUGCGCCUCGUCCUCUCGGGUGCGUUGGAAAGACAUCCCCGUUUGAAGAUUAUCGUUGGGCAUCAGGGAGAGAUGCUACCAAUGAUGAUACAACGCUUUGAUACUGUGUUUGACCAAGAGACUUUUGGUUACAAGAGGAGUGUUGGGGAGAUGUUGCGCAGCCAGGUUUGGGUUGCCAUAUCAGGUCUUUUCACUCUCCCUCCUACACUGUGCACAAUUGCCACUUGGGGAGUUGAUAAAGUGCUCUUUGCCAACGAUUAUCCGUUUAUCGACACCCAACGAGUUCCGGAAUUUGUUCGUGCAUUGGGCGAUGUUCUUUCGCCGGCGGAUUUGCGCAAGGUCUGCCAAAAAAAUGCAGAGCAACUUUUUAAGAUUACUGUAUGA